Messenger RNA from Xiphophorus maculatus (southern platyfish), 2636 nucleotides. It is a transcript of the gene blnk, whose product is annotated as B cell linker. Bases 239 to 1810 code for a protein of 523 amino acids. Gene Ontology annotation, biological process: cell surface receptor protein tyrosine kinase signaling pathway; intracellular signal transduction. The record is from RefSeq and is a predicted model, not a curated record. The transcript is spliced from 24 exons. Lineage: Eukaryota; Metazoa; Chordata; Actinopteri; Cyprinodontiformes; Poeciliidae.
CCCUUUCGUUGAUGCCGUAAGACCGUUAAUGGGGAAAUGUUCACUUGUGUUUCAGUUACAGUUCCAGGACAUUUGAUAUUUAUGUAUGAUGAAGAAUGAGACUGGGCAUCUAUUUUUACUCUAAGGUGACCUUGGUGCCUGUACUUCUUCAAACUGAAGCAGCGCUGGACCAUCAGUGUGUGGAAACUCGCUCUGGAACCACAACGUCAGGAGUUAGAGGCUCCCAGGGGCGGCAGACAUGAACCUGCCGACCAGAGAAGAGUGUGAAGGGUGGGACCACAUGAAAGUGGCGCUUUUUAUGUGUAAGAAUAACAUGCAAGACUGCGCCGGAACUGUGACCAGAUUAAAGAUUGACGGACUCAGACUUCUGAAUCUCACUGAGAACGACAUCAGAAAGUUCAGCCUCCUUCAGCAGCCGCAACUUCAGAAAAUGGUUCAAGACAUCAAGAAAAAUGACGGCAGUCUGCUGAAUAAAAUCAGAAGACUGAAAAACAAACCUCGUCCGAACGUUCCUGCCAGAGACUACAGAGAUUUCAGAGACAGUGAUCAAUGCUCUGAUCCAGAAUACAACGAGCCAUGCGAUGACCCGCCUGAUGAUGACAGCUACGAGCCUCCUCCGGUCCACAGAGAGUUCACCAGAAGUCCCUUCAUUUCCUUACCAAAGGGGGAGUAUCUCGACAGCAGUCAUGCCGGACCAAGCCGACCUCCCAAGAAGCCCAUCCGUCCUGUUAAAGCCUCCAAACAACUUCCUCCUGAACCGCCACAUCCAUGGAGCGACAAAGAAGAAGACUACGUAGACCCAGAUGCUAAUGGUGAGGACGACUACAUAGAACCCACAGAGAAUCCAUCUCCAAAAGGUGGAAACAGAGGUGACUAUCCCAUUUUGCCUCCAGCUUUACCAGAUCGUCCAUCCAGUCCUGAAGAUUUAUAUGAAGAACCUGAGAAAGAGGAACCGUCUACGUCUCCACAGAGAAACAGAUUUCGUCCACCUCCUUCCAAACCGGGUCUUUCUUUACCAAAACCAACACCCAGGCUGAAUAAAUGGGGACACACGCGUCCUAUCCAGCAACCCACAGAUGAUGAUGAAUAUGAACUCUGUGAUGAUAGUCCCAGUCAUGAACCUCCAGGCGGGCCUCCCCCUCGUCUACCUAAACCUGUACAGAGAGAGAGGUCACCAAAGCCGCCUCUAUUGCCGAGACAAGACAUAAAACCAAGACAAUUUGACACGUCUGCCUCACCACCCCUCAACACACCGUAUCGUGACAAAUUUCAGGAUGUCUGCAUUUUCAAAGGCACCUCCCUGCCUGUGAUGCACACAGAACAGAAACCGUCUCCUAAAGCUUUCUCACUGGAUCUAAAACGACCAAAAAUCCCCCUGCCACAGUUUACACCACCCAAACCAGCUGAGCGGGGUUGCAUUGCUGCUGAAAAUGGUUCCACAGACCAGGACAAGGAUGCAGAUGUUUAUCACAAACCCUGGUUUGCCAACGGGUGUGACCGCAAAACAGCAGAUGACGCUUUACUGCGAUCAAAUAAGGACGGUGCGUUCAUGGUGAGAAAGAGCUCGGGUCAGGAUGUGCAGCAACCUUACACGUUAGUGGUGUUUUACAAAGGCAGAGUCUACAACAUCCCGAUCCGCUUCGUGCCGAGCACCAAGCAGUACGCGCUGGGGAGAGAGAAGAAGGGAGAGGAGUUCUUCAGCAGCGUCUCUAGCAUCAUAGAGAACCACCAGAGGAACCUGCUGGUUCUGAUCGACAGCCAGAGCAACAGCAAAGACGCCACCAAGCUGUUUUUUCCUGUAAGGCCAUAGAUGACUCAGUUUUUUCACUUUGCAUCUUUACGGCCAGUUUUCAACGUGCUUACAAGUACAACACAGACCUGUAGGUGACGGUAGUUCGAAACCGACCAAGAACUGCUCAGGAACUUCCUGCAGGAUUCCACUGCAGUCCUGGUUCUUCCACAUGGAGACAUUUACAGAAAUUAAAUUAACAGGAAGGUUUAUCCUGGAUGCAACUUUUUCUUCUUCUUCUUCUUGUGGAUUUAUGUGGCGUUUUAGUUCUUCAAAAUUACAUUUUCCUUACUUUCAGCUAUCCUUUCUCACAUUGUGACCAUUAUCUUGCUGUAUAAUGCAACUUGCAUGCUUCACUGAGGGAGUUUUUACAUUUGUAGCACAUCCUGAUCUCUCUGUGCUCAUGCUUGAUGAGUUUUUGCUCGUAGUUUUUGUUUCUUUUUAAGCAGCAGGUUAUUAUUGUUCACUCUUCCAGUAAAAAACCUUCUUGUAAAGUGUACAGUUUAUUGCUUUUCUUACUGCUACCUGUUUUGUUAUUACUAGUUUCCAUGGUUCUCUAAAUGAAAAACAUCUACAAAGUAUGACACUGCCGCUAUCCUUUCUGCGCUUUAGAGCAUUUUGGAGGUAAUUAUAGUUUUUGCAUUUUUACCACCAAUAGUUUUCUUUAAGCAGGAACUUUACUUAACAAUAGAUGUUCAUUCUUUCAUUACAGGUCAUUUUUGUAAAAUGUAUUAAGUUCUGUUUUGUAGAAAUACUCAAUGAGACAUUUUGCCCAAAGGUUUGUUCUGGUGCUGUUUUUGUUUUCUCAUAUUGUAAUAAAUUCUCCUGUUCAUUUUCUGGUGCUAUA